CGAUCUAAUAGUCUCAUCUCAUAUAUAUAAUAUAAUAAUAUAUAUACAUCAAAAGACCCAAGUACAAGAACUUAAGACAUGGCCACCCUCAUUGCUUAUGAAGAUGCUUCUCCUUCUGCCGAUGCCGAGCUUCUAAAAAAGGCUUGCCAUGGAUGGGGGACCGAUGAAAAGGCAAUAAUAUCGAUUUUGGGGCACAGAAAUGCAGCUCAAAGGAAAUUGAUACGAGAUGCUUAUCAAGAAAUUUAUCAAGAAGAUCUUGUUAAGCGUCUUGAACAUGAGCUCUCUGGUGACUUUGAGAGAGCAGUUUAUCGAUGGAAUUUGGACCCAGCAGAUCGGGAUGCAGUACUAGCAAACGUAGCACUGCGAAAAGAAAACCGUGAUCAUAGAGUCAUCAUUGAGCUAUCUUGCACUUUAUCACCCGAAGAACUUUUUGCUGUCAAACGUGCUUAUCAAGGCCGAUACAAGCGCUCUUUGGAAGAGGACAUUGCAUCGCACACCUCUAGUGAACUCCGAAAGCUACUGGUGGGUCUGGUGAGCAUACAUAGGUACCAAGGUAACGAAGUGAACUUGAAAUUGGCAAAAUCAGAGUCUAGCAUUCUUCGGAACGCUAUUCAAGAAAAGGCUUUUGAUCACGAAGAAAUUUUACGAAUAGUUACUACUAGGAGCAAGCCACAGCUUAUGGCUACUUUGAAUCACUACAAAGAUGAACAUGGUUGCAACAUGACCAAGCAUUUGAAGGAUGAUCGGACCAAUGAGUACACAGAAACAUUGCGUUCGACGAUUCGAUGCCUGAGUGACCCCAUUAAGUACUUUGAGAAGGUGAUUCGCAAUUCAAUAAAAAACGGUGGGACAAAUGAAGAUGCACUGACUCGUGUGAUUGUUUCGCGAGCUGAGAAAGACCUCAAGGUUAUCAUGGAUCAAUAUUACAAGAGGAAUAGUGUGACACUUGAUCAGGCUGUUGUGAAAGAAACCUCGGGCCAUUACAAGAGGUUUCUUCUUGCUUUGCUCGGUAGGGAAGACUAGUUUAAGACCCGUGACCGAGUAUCAUAAGUUAAUGUUGUUUACUUGCAAAUUGAAGACAUCUAUAUAUGUUGUGUACUUUUGUGUAAGCUUUUGUUGAAUCUUACGAAU
Erigeron canadensis is the source of this 1131-nucleotide messenger RNA. RefSeq names its product annexin-like protein RJ4. The transcript has 6 exons. Lineage: Eukaryota; Viridiplantae; Streptophyta; Magnoliopsida; Asterales; Asteraceae. The record is from RefSeq and is a predicted model, not a curated record. Bases 79 to 1023 code for a protein of 314 amino acids. Gene Ontology annotation, cellular component: cytoplasm. Gene Ontology annotation, molecular function: calcium ion binding; calcium-dependent phospholipid binding.